GAGUGUCGAGAUUACAGAAAAUAUUCAGAUUUCGUAAAUGAAUUAGUAAUAACAAACAAAAUGUUAAUAUCAGACGGAAUAAAUCAUGGAAAACUGCAAUCCAUAAUAGUUGGGGAACUAAAAAAGGCUGGGUUAAAACAUCGCCUGAAGAAGAUUAUAAUGAAAAAUGUGAAAGAUCACAAGACCGUCUUUGGAGCGCCAUUGGCGAAAGUUCCAUCUUGCAGUGUUAUUUGUUGUGGUAGUACUUUGAGUGUCCCUAUGGUGGUUAGUGAAAUGUCUUCAGUUCUUCGUGCAAACGCUAAUAUGGAAGGUCUUUUUCGAAAGGCUGGUUCUCAAAGCCGACAGAAAGAUAUUAAGAGGUUGCUGGAUGCAGGAGGGUGUGUCUCGGACGGACACCACCCUAUAGACGUCGCUAGCGUUCUCAAACUAUACCUUCGGAACCUCCCAGAACCUCUCAUCAGUGCAGAAGUCCAGGAUUUGCUGCUACGCUGUAGACUGACUGCUGGAAGUGAUGCUUUGAAGCCAAUAUUGCAUACAUUACUCCUUCUACCAGUAUUGCAUGUUCAUCUCUUACAUUAUAUCAUGGAGUUGCUCAACUUCAUAGCAUCAAGACACAAAGACAACCUGAUGGAUGCUUCCAAUCUUGCAAUAGUGAUGGCUCCCAGCAUCAUGCCGCUACCAGCAGCCUCAUCAGCACAGCGACUGGAGCACCAUGUUGCACUUGUUAAGAUAUUCAUCGAAAACUCGAAACGCAUAGGGCUGCUGACUGAAGAACUAAUGAGCCAACUGGACGACGAUUCCGAUGUCUAUCUCGCAAGACGGAAGAAGCGACGAAGUGGUUCUUUCAAUCGUAUGCUGAGUGGCUUACGCAAAAUGGUUUCUGGAAACGUCAACACGCCGGCUACAGUCCGCGAAAAUGGAACAACUCCGGUUCUGAGCAAGUCAGCCUCGAAAAGGAAAUUCGACAGUUACGACGGUCUUUCUGCGAAAACGAAGAAAGAAAUUACUAACAGUUUACCUCAGAAGGACUUGUCAUUCACUCCAAUGAAAGUGGGUCUGGAGCGGAAACGGUUACGACUGAGCUUGAUGGAAGCAAGGAGUACGCCAAUAAUCAAUUCAGAGUUUAAAUCUCACAAAAACUCCGAGACCAGCGCGAGUAGUGAGGACUUGCUCACGUCCUCCGAACAUUUGUUCAGCAACCACGACACGAUAGACCUCUCCCCCGACAUGAAGCAAUCAGACAAAGACUACGUCAGAAUAUCCAAGCAGGAAUAUGAAGAAAUUAAAAGUAGAGUAUCAGCUAUAGAAACCAGAUUGUCUAGAGAAUUCACUGAAGUUGUACCAAGAGUUGUACCAUUACAGCAUGUACAAAAUGUGUAUGAACAAACAUUGGAGGAUGUGGCAAUGUUAAAUUGUCCCAAUUCAGAUCAUUUAGCAAGACGACUAAGCAAAGAAUUGAAGAUACGUCCAGAAACACAGGCAAAAAUAAUCCGGUCACCAAGUGCUCGUAAAAUCGGUUCAAUAAGACGCAGAUCCAAAGAAAACUUGACCAAAAUAGUCAGACACAAGUCAUGGAAUGUGCCAACACAAACACAAGCUAGUCAUAAUGCGGAUAGAUUUUAUCCUUAUUUGGGAUUGACUCGUCGAGAUAGAAAGAAUUCUUCGAAGCCAGAAUUAGUGGUGGCGAAAAUACAAAACCCCGAUUGGGAUAACUCAUCAGAUAAUUCCGUCAACAAUGUCUCAGAUACUAGUAUAAAGUAUCAUCUGCGGCGCAGAGUUAGUCUCGCACCAGAUUACAACCUCAACAAAACGAUUAAUAAACCGCAGAGGAGAUCUUUAAAUAUUAUGAACAAUAACAACAGCUGGGAAGGGUCGGCAUCAGAAAAUUCUAUGAACAAUACAUUGAACUCCAGUAGUAAAUCAGAUCAGCGAACGUACCAAAAUUACAAGAAUGCGAAGAGUCCGUCGCAGUCGCAGCCGAAAUGGCGAAGUGCUGCUGCAUUCUUUAUGGAUAAGACUGGUGAAGUGGAGAACUCCAGCCAGACCGGCCGGCCGUCCGUCAACAAGCUGCGACGGCAAAACGCGGGCGCAGUUCUCGCUAAAGCCAAGCUCUUCGAAUCCAGUUCAGAUAAAUCUUCUGAACAUACUGAAAAAGCAGCACAUACCGGUUUCGCAAGACGACCAAGAAUGAAUAUCCAAAAUCAGAUAAAGACUAAUAAAAACGUUGCUCUCGUUAAACCUAAAGUACAAGAGGAGGUAGCGCCCAGAAUCCCAGUUCGAGUCAAUCGAAACUUGGAUGCUUCCUCGAGUGUGCCUUUGAGGCCUUAUCGUCACGUAACAAAGGAUGACCUCGAAAGUUGGCGGAGUAGUAAGAAAAAUACGCCACCUCUAAAAAAGGUUGUGUCUCCACAGAGUAUGUUAUCGUCUAGAACCCCUCAAACACCUGCCUUGAAAAAGCCUCUGUGCACCCAAAGGAAUCUACGUACCUUAGCGCCGGCUAACGACGUACGGAAAGUAAACACUCCUUUGAAAGCUGUCCAUGUGUCGCCGAGAAGGCGGUCUCCGAGACAGAAGUUACAACGUUAUAAUCAGGCAAAUUAAUUGGCAAAGAAUAAAAUUAAAUAAAUUGAUUGAAUAUUUAAUUUUAUUCAGGA
Messenger RNA from Pectinophora gossypiella (pink bollworm), 2654 nucleotides. Its product is annotated as rho GTPase-activating protein gacU-like. Gene Ontology annotation, biological process: signal transduction. The transcript has 8 exons. Bases 61 to 2601 code for a protein of 846 amino acids. The record is from RefSeq and is a predicted model, not a curated record. NCBI's taxonomy places the organism in Eukaryota, Metazoa, Arthropoda, Insecta, Lepidoptera, Gelechiidae.